Molecule: messenger RNA, 3041 nt
Organism: Gadus chalcogrammus (walleye pollock)
Lineage: Eukaryota; Metazoa; Chordata; Actinopteri; Gadiformes; Gadidae
Gene: tdh
Product: L-threonine dehydrogenase
Exons: 9
Coding region: 885-2012 (375 amino acids)
Biological process (GO): L-threonine catabolic process
Molecular function (GO): L-threonine 3-dehydrogenase activity
Source: RefSeq, a predicted model, not a curated record
UAAUCAUAAGGGCUUACUAUUUCAUAGUUAAGUCAGUUUUUAUGAUUAUUUAAAUGUAUUAUGGAAUAACGAGGAAAUAUAAAUUUCUUGCACAAGGGUUUAAAUUGUAGAGGUUGAGAGGAGUCCCGGUGACGUGCCGGGGUGAUUUGUUGGCCGACUGCCCCGACAGGAUUCGGGUUAUUCUCAGUCAGUGCUAUGUGGCAUGGAAAGUCAAUGGGCUUUCAUGGGGUCGUCUAACGUGGUCAUGAUGAUGUAUAGCCCAACCGUUUGGGCAUGAUAAUGUUGAAGGAAAGCUAUAGCAGACCAUUCAAAUAUAUGGACAAUUCUGAUGUAGAUAACCCACAAACAAUGCAUAUUUUGGAACCCCAAAACAUAAAUUAAAUGUCUCGAAAUGAGUUGAAUAACGUGUCUGCUUAAUGCAAACAUACACAGCGAUACGACGCAUUGCAAAACAGACUACCAGCUCUACAUGAGACACGACAUUUAGAUGCGGCUCUCUGAAUAGAUUUUGCAGUAGAUCGUUGGUUAGAGAUGCCGAUUUGGUAGAGAUUUUAAAAACCUUCCAUAUAAUAUGUCUGUAUGUAGUAGGCCUACCCGUAUCUGCGCCCGCUUGCCCCCCACUGUGAUCCCUGAACGUGGCUUUGUUAAGGAGCCAGAGCCGCAGGGGAUGCGUAUGCUAGGUUGGCCUAUGCUAGGUAGGCCUGCAGUAGUAGAUCAGAUCUCUAGUGGAUCAGAUCUCUAGUGGCUCACGGUUUCCCCCCGUCGUCCUCUCCGCCCUCUGCUCAUGAUUGGUUCACGAUGAAAGCAGGGCAGUAUAAAUUCUCAAAACUUACUUUACGCGUUCCUUUCGGAAGCACCUCCGCUGUUGCAGAGCCAACGUCAACAUGCCUGUCCUCAGAACUCUGAGCAAGGUCGCCAAGCAGGCACUGCUGGCUUCCCCAGGCUGUGGCUGCCUGCCCCUGACCGUGGCCGUGCGCAACAUAAGCUUCUCCCCGCGGCAGGUUACAUCCGACGCCAGCUUCCACUCUGUGUCCUUCUCGGAAACCGACCACCCCAAAGUCCUCAUCACGGGAGGACUGGGACAGCUUGGUGUGGGGCUGGCCAAGGUGUUGAGGAAGAAGUUUGGAAACAACAACGUCAUUCUGUCAGAUAUUAGGAAACCCCCUAGCCACGUCUUCCACAGUGGCCCGUUCAUCUACUCGGACAUCUUGGACUACAAGAAUCUCCGCGAGAUCGUGGUGAACAACCGCAUCACCUGGCUGGUUCACUACAGCGCCCUGCUCAGUGCCGUCGGGGAGGCCAACGUGCCCCUGGCCCGGGCCGUCAACAUCACUGGUCUUCACAACAUUCUGGACAUUGCGGCGGAACACGGCCUGCGUCUCUUUGUCCCCAGCACCAUCGGUGCCUUCGGGCCCACCUCACCCCGCAACCCAACGCCAGACCUGUGCAUCCAGCGGCCUCGCACCAUCUACGGUGUCUCCAAGGUCCACGCAGAGCUCAUGGGCGAGUACUACCACCAUCGCUAUGGCCUGGACUUCCGCUGUCUCCGCUACCCAGGAAUCAUCUCUGCUGACUCCCAGCCCGGCGGUGGAACGACAGACUACGCCGUCCAGAUCUUCCACGACGCCAUCAAGACAGGAAAGUUUGAGUGCAACCUGAGACCGGAUACGAGGCUUCCCAUGAUGUACAUCGACGACUGCCUCCGCGCCACCGUGGAGAUCAUGGAGUCCCCUGUAGACACGCUGUCCAUGAGGACGUACAACAUCAUCAACGCCAUGAGCUUCACCCCAGAGGAACUGGCCCAGGAGGUCAUGAAGCAGCUCCCUGACCUGGAGGUCUCCUACGACGUCGACCAAGUGCGGCAAGCCAUCGCGGACAGCUGGCCGAUGAACUUUGACGACGACAACGCGCGGAGGGACUGGGGCUGGAAGCACGACUACGACCUUCCCGAGCUCGUCCAGACCAUGUUCAACUACAUUGGCUCGGAAACGCGCCUCGCCCAAGUCAACUGAGUUCUGUGUGUCGCUGCGUGCAACGUUUAGUACUUGUGCUAGAGACUGAUCUCAAAGAAGAGCGCGGAGAAGGCCCGGCCUGUACAUACUCUUUAUUCUCUUCUCCGUGUGCUUUGGGAUGUGGCUCUGCGUGUCUCCGACGAGGCGCCUGCUCUGUCUGGAAUCAGAAGGUUCUGCCACAGAGCGGGUUAGUCGACUGACGGCGCCAAACGCCUCCUAUUUUAAUGCUCUACUCAGGUUCUUCGCCAGCCUAGUUUUGCAUAUAGCCCCUCAUAUAGGUGGAAUCUCAGGUUCAGGUUGUCAAGAGGCGGGUAUAAAGCAGGGCUAUUUUAACAAUACAAAAUGAACAUUGAUGAGAUUUGACUGCAUUGGCACGAAAAUUUCAGAAAAGUUUAUUUAAGGAAUGAUGAUAAAUGGGGUAGGGGAAGGAGGGACAAGUGGAUUUAUUACACACAUGUUGCUAUGCAUAACGCUUUGGAUAAUCUCUUUCUCUUUGGCCGCGAAUAUGGAGGACGAAUUAUCUAUUGAAUUGAUCUUCUAAAAACAUGGAAUAUUGGGGUAAUCUGGGCGGAAGUAAUUAAAAUGAGGAUCUAUUGAGCCUCUUCAGAAAGAUAAAUAAUCUGGAACUUAGACAUCAUGUCUGUCUAUUAAGUGCAACCGGGAGCAUCGGGAAUCUUUUUUACUAGGCCACUUGCUUGUGCAUACAUUAUUUAUUGUCGGUGCCUCUAGUAGAUGAUGGGAGUAAAGUUGCAUACUUGUUACAGUUCAUUGUUAGACCUGGACCAUGAACCUCUUUUUAUCUUAUUUAAUUUUUUUUCCCUAAUGAUUCCAUAAGCCAACAACAUGAAAUAUUGUUUGUUUUGUUUUCCAGAUGUCUUGUUUCCCAAAAAAUUGACAAUAUGGCAUUGUCAUUCGCUUGAAAUUCUGUCCAAAUGAAUGCAUCGCUUUCCAUGUGAAAGUCUUGUUCUGUUAUUUCACAAAGACUGAUCAUAAAAAACAAACAUUUUACAAAUACUGCUGUGUCAUGCU